UGCAUAACAAAACAAUUAGAAUUUUGUUUGGUCAGCAGCUGCUUAUUUAUGAUAUAGAGAGAUUGAGGCAGCAGAUAAUCUUUGAAUUUUUGUUUUCUGAGUCUCUUGAUUCUUUUGCUUUCAACUUUGUUCUGGAACUGAUUCUGUUCCCACUUUCAUCAGCCCACAAGAAUUCAUGAACCUCUCCUUCUCACCCUUCAUUAAAUACACCGACACCCCAACCUACCAUUUUUCAGGGUGUCAAUAGAUUGUAAUUCUUUUGCAAAUUAAUCCAUCCUUCAUCCUUCUGUUCAAGUUCUUACUCAAAACCAGGAAGCUUCAUCUUUGAAACUGCUUCAAUGGCCUCAAAGAGAAUAUUGAAGGAGCUCAAGGACUUGCAGAGAGAUCCACCAACUUCAUGCAGUGCAGGUCCUGUGGCUGAGGACAUGUUCCAUUGGCAAGCAACAAUCAUUGCUCCAAAUGACAGUCCCUAUUCAGGGGGUGUGUUCCUUGUAACCAUCCAUUUUCCACCUGAUUAUCCUUUCAAACCUCCAAAGGUUGCCUUCAGGACCAAAGUGUUCCAUCCAAAUAUAAACAGCAAUGGCAAUAUCUGUUUGGACAUUCUCAAGGAGCAAUGGAGUCCAGCACUCACCAUAUCCAAGGUUUUACUGUCGAUAUGUUCACUUCUGACCGACCCGAACCCUGAUGACCCUCUUGUUCCGGAAAUUGCUCAUAUGUGCAAGACUGACAAAGUCAAAUAUGAGUCAACAGCUCGGAGCUGGACCCAGAAGUAUGCCAUGGGCUAAUUAAUUUUGUUUAAAAAAUAUAUAUCCAGCUUCUCUAUUACUAUAACUUGUCUUAUAUAUAUUGAAUUGAGGCCCCCAAAUUGUAAUUUGAGCUCCUUUGCUUGAAAAUGAAUAUUAUAG
Prunus mume (Japanese apricot) is the source of this 905-nucleotide messenger RNA. RefSeq names its product ubiquitin-conjugating enzyme E2 28-like. Lineage: Eukaryota; Viridiplantae; Streptophyta; Magnoliopsida; Rosales; Rosaceae. The record is from RefSeq and is a predicted model, not a curated record.